Leguminivora glycinivorella is the source of this 2473-nucleotide messenger RNA. Its product is annotated as U3 small nucleolar RNA-associated protein 14 homolog B. Gene Ontology annotation, biological process: rRNA processing. Gene Ontology annotation, cellular component: nucleolus; small-subunit processome. The record is from RefSeq and is a predicted model, not a curated record. NCBI's taxonomy places the organism in Eukaryota, Metazoa, Arthropoda, Insecta, Lepidoptera, Tortricidae.
AGUCGUGUUGUGUUACAUUUUACUAAAAUUAAAUAGAAUGGAGGACAUCGAAGAGUCCGAUUUUGUGGCUUCCGAGCACGAUAAGCUAGUCCAUGCCAUAUCGAAACUAGACAAAACUCAGUUUAUUACCGAGCCAACGCGAAGUGAACCAACUAACCUCAAUUCAGAGUUCAACUUGAUCAAAACUAAACCAAAACUCGAUCUUACAAAUGUUGUGAAAGUGUUAGAAGACACGUCUCACCAUGUACAGAUUAGCAAGAAGCUUAAAAAGAGUCAGGACAAUAAACAAGUACUCACGAAGCCGCUUGAAAAGCCACAAGCUGAACGCAUCAAGCGAGCGACAGGGUACGAGCAGACGAAGGAAAAAGUGGGCAGAUGGGACCCUGUCGUAGCAAGAGCCCGUACCGUAGACUUCGUUUCGUUUCCUCUAAAGGGUGUCUCGACCAAAAUGCAGCCAACACAUGAGUUCUUAGCUAAGUUUGAACUUAAAUCGAACCUUGAGAAAGAGUUGGAGGAAAUUGAUCCGCCGAAUAUACAAGUUGAAGACGAUGAAGAGGAGAAAGUGUACCCGAUGACAUACGAGGAAAUGUUGGAACACAGGCAGCACUCGGCUAAAUUGAGAGCACAACAAUCUUACAAAGCUGCUAAAGCUAAGAGGCAGGGUAAAAUAAAGAGCAAGAAAUAUCACAGAAUCCUCAAGAAGGAAAGACUAAAGUUGCAGCUUAAAGAAUUUGAAGAGCUACAAAAGAAGGACCCAGAAGAAGCUUUGAAGAAGUUAGAGGCUCUGGAGAAAGCUAGGGCUUUGGAGAGACAUACACUGAGACACAAGAAUACUGGAAAAUGGGCUAAAAGCAAAUUAGUUCGAGCUAAAUAUGAUAAAGAGACCAGACAAGAACUUGCUGAGCAAUUAGCAGUAAGCAGAGGUCUAACUCAAAAAACACAAGCCAAUGACAGCAGUGAUGAAGAAAAUGAUGACUCUGAAAACAUACCAGAUAUCACUCUAUCUCAAGACCCCAUGAAUCCCUGGAUGAUGAAAAGGUCAGAUAAAUCUGAAGUUGAUGCUGAAUUUGAUUUUGGUUACAAGAAAUAUGUUCAAGGAAAGACAAACAAGAAAGAUGAUAGUGAUUCAGAUGAUGAUGAAACACAGCAUCCUGGAGGUGAUAAAGAUAGUAAAGCACUAGAUAUGUUGCUUUUGGGAAAUAGUAUAAAUAGAAUUGGUCAGGAAGACGGUGAUGAUCCAGAUGAAGAAACUCAAAUACAAACAGAGAUGAAGAAAACCCAAAAUCCUACAGCUAAGAACAUUGGUAAAAAUAAGCCACAACUUCCCAAUAAACUUAAAAGUACAACACAGAAUGAUGAAGUAGAAACUAAAGGGAAAUUUAAGAAAGCUAAACCAGUGAAAAGAAAAAAUGAAGUCAAUAAUGUAAUUUCAUCGAAGAAAACCAAGACAGCUGUGGCAACUUCUAAUUGGUCUGUAGAACCAGUUAAUGUUGUUCCAGAGAAAAAGACAAAGAAAGCAAAGGCAGAUGUAUCUGAGGCAUUUGAAGUUCUGGAAAAAAAUAUUGCAAAUAAAGUUGCAAGUAAAAUUAACAAACUUAAGAAAGAUAUUAAAAAUUUAGAAAGGGCAACAAAAGAGUCAAAGAAAGUUGAAAAUAAACAAGAAGAAAGAGAUAACCUAGAAUACUUGAAAUUAAAGAAACAAAAAGUAAAAGCAGUCAUAGAUGAAGAGUUAAUAGAAACAGCUUCCAAAGCUCCUGAAGAUGUACAGGGCAGCAACAAACCUAUCUCUGAUAUAGUAAAAACAGCACAAAGUGAUCUACCUGUCCAAGAAAAUGUUGAUGCAAAUAUUGAUCCAACUAGAUUCAUACAAGCUAAGCCUAAAUAUUUGAAUUCUGUUGUACCAGAAGGAGAAGCUGGUCAUGAUUUGUUGGAUGAUGAUGAUGAACAAGUUGUUCCAAAAGUAAAUAUUGAAGAAGUCUUUGAGGAAGAUGAUGUAGUUGACAGUUUUAGGCAAGAAAAAGAAGAUGAAAUAAACAAAGAUAAAAUCGAAGACAUUGAUUUGAGUCUUCCUGGCUGGGGCAGCUGGGGAGGGAAAGGUGUGAAAGCCCCGAAAAAGAGAAGGAACAGAUUUAUCUCUAAACCUGUUCCGAAAUUUCCAAGACGAGAUGAAAAUAAAGGUGAUAUCAUCAUUAAGGAAUUUAAGGAUCCUAAACUUGCUGUUCAUAAAGUAACUAAUGUACCAUUCCCAUUCAAGAGUGUCAAGGAUUAUGAAGCAUCAAUCAGAGCUCCUAUUGGUAAUACUUUCGUCACUGAAAAAGCACACAAGAAGUUAAUCAAACCAAGUGUAAUAACUAAGGCUGGUGCUAUCAUUGAGGCAAUGGACGAAGAUGAAUUGCUUCAAAAGAGAAACCGGAAUUUCAGAAAUGAGAAAGUUAUGAAAUUAUUAGGCCAAAAAUAAAACUAAUCUACUUAA